AUGGCUCCCCUGGAUCACCCCGAUCCAUCGACAAACAAAAGCUCCCUGCUUUGGGCCUACCACCUCCGUCAAGAGAAUAUACAUCUUGUAAAUCGAAUCGAUUGCAUUGGAUUAGAUGUUGUUACUGCCAACGAGACGACUCUUGCAGUCCAGCAGAACUGUUCCAAUCUCGAAAGGAGUGUCGAGAGAUUGGAAAAGGACAAUCGUGCGCUCAGGGAUGAAAUCAAGUCCCUGAAGGAAAACCUUUCCAAAGCUACCGAUCUUGCUUUGCAGAUUGGAUCGAAAAAAGAUGAUGAGACGACGGAGCUCCGAGCUAGUAUCGAAUCACUGAAUUUGCGUGUCAAAGCCAUCGAAGACGAUGGCGCUGAGCUACGAGCCGGUCUCAGCAAUGUUGAGAACAAAUGCGCAUUGAUUGUCCAGAAGCAUAUCGAAGCAUCGCGCGGGCCUCUUGAGGAAGUGAUACGCUACUCGCAAGGGGAUGCAGGGAGAGAAUUGUCUCAGGAACCUGCAGAUACGAGACGCAAUCAACAGUAUGAAAACGCCGCAGGUUUGAAGAGGCCAUCCUGUGUCAGCACCGCUUUGUCAGAAGAUAUGCAUUGCGAGAAUCCGGAAAUGAGUGUUUCUAAGCCUCAAGACAAUCGAGAUGAGUCAAUAACGAUGAUUCCCGACUCAAUGCCUUCACAUGGCUCGAUUCUUCCAUCUCCACGACCGCUGUCAACUCAGCCAGUAACUGGGUUACAAAAUGUAGAUACCAGGACCAAAUCUCCACUGCUGUCAAAGCCUUUAUCCCAGAAGUUGACCGAGAAUCAAAACCAAAGUCUCGAAUGCGACCUCGAAGGUUUAAAGCAGAACGAAAAAAGCCUUGCUGAAUAUUUUUUAAUGGCAGAACGCAUUCGAUCACAGCUUCCUCGACGGAAGCAAGAGGGUGUCAUCGUGGAGGCGUUCUAUGAAGGUCUUAGGGAUGGGAAUAUCAAACUGUCCUUGGAACGAUCCCUGGAGGGAGCUGGAUGGACAUGGAGCACCCUGGAGAUGUUCUGUCGACAGCGUUCUGCACGCAAUAAAAAUAUUAUAAACGCAAUGCAAGAGGCGACAAAAGGGGUUGUACCAUGGCCAGAGUAUGGCAAAAGGAAAUCAAAGAAAAGAAAGAGGCACCAUAUCUCCAAGCGUCCGCUUGGAGAGGAUAACGACAAUUGA
Messenger RNA from Rasamsonia emersonii CBS 393.64, 1194 nucleotides. RefSeq lists its product as uncharacterized. The record is from RefSeq and is a predicted model, not a curated record. The transcript has 2 exons. Lineage: Eukaryota; Fungi; Ascomycota; Eurotiomycetes; Eurotiales; Trichocomaceae. Bases 1 to 1194 code for a protein of 397 amino acids.